ACGCUGCGGAGAGUGACAUCGUGGGACAAAUAGGUCUUAGUGACUGUCUGUGCGCUCCAAUUUACUAACAGUCUUGGUAUUCAGGCUGUUCAAAUCGAGCCAUGUCACGUGUCCCCGGUAUUGUUGGCAGUAGGUUAGGCUGCCACAACAAGAACAUAACGGGACAGGAGUCAGAGGCUGAAGACUUUAAUCAAAAGCCGUUUUAUCGUAUUGUAAUAGUAAUUACAUAGUAGUCGUAAUUCGUGUAAUUAUCAUUUAUUUAGCUUAACUGGAUAAUGUGCGGUCAAAAACCAUGGAAACGUCGCUAUUAGAUCCUCUACAAAUGCCUCUAUAAUUAAGUUGUAGCCUGCUGAGGGGUUUUAUAACCAUGGCAAUUGCACACUUAGCUACUGAGUACGUUUUUUCAGACUUUUUAUUGAAAGACCCAACAGAGUCGAAGUACAAAGGGGUGCGCUUGGAGCUGGCAGCGGACAAAAUAGUAACAUUCAUUGGGGUUGGUCUCCCUUUGUUACUAAUAUCUCUUGCAUUUGCUCAGGAAGUAUCUGUAGGUACCCAGAUCAGCUGUUUUGCCCCCACCAGUUUCUCCAUGCGGCAGGCCAUCUAUGUAGACUCCUACUGCUGGGCGGCAGUGCAACAACAGCAGCCUGAUGUCGACGAGGCUCAGAGUGCACCCUUAUGGCUGCACAAGUUCUUCCCCUACAUCCUGCUGUUAGUGGCCAUCCUUAUGUACAUCCCUGCCUUGUUCUGGCGCUUCACGGCGGCACCCCACCUGUCCUCAGACCUCAACUUCAUCAUGGAGGAGCUGGACCGCUCCUACAACCGCGCCAUCACGCUGGCCAAGAAACUGGCUGCGUUAGACUCCAAAGACGUACCGGAAAACUCCCACAGUGCCUUGGACCUGACAGAGGGCUGCUUUAAGUAUCCCCUGGUGGAGCAGUAUCUGAAGACCAAGCGUUCCUCCCGCUGGCUGGUGGUCAAGUACCUGGCCUGCCGGGCGUUAACCCUGCUCACCCUCCUGCUGGCCUGCCUCUACCUCGGGUACUACAUCCGCCUGGCCUCCCUCACCGACGAGUUUGCCUGCGACGUGCGAUCGGGGCUGCUGAGGAACGACAGCGCCCUCCCAGCGGCGGUGCAGUGUAAGCUGGUGGCAGUGGGGGUCUUCCGACUGCUCAGCUACAUCAACCUGGCCGUCUAUGUCCUCCUGGUGCCCCUGGUGGCGUUCGCCGCGCUGGGCCCCGCCCGUCAGAGCUCGCGUUUCCUCCGGCCCUACGAGAUGCUGCCGGCGUUCGGCGACCUGGACAUGGCCACGCCGUUCUACAACGACCUCAGCGUCUACCUGCUGUUCCUCGAGGAGAACCUGAGCGAGCUCAAGUCCUUCAAGUGUCUGCAGGUGCUGGAGCUGCUGAGAGAAGGGGGCGGGGAGGCUUUCGACACCAUGUGUCUGCUGCGCGCGCUGGGCCAGGUGAAGACGGAUGUGUCGGACGGUACAAAACUGCACAUCGGUAAGGACGGCUCAGACGUGGCUGGGCCCGGGGAGGAAAAUAGCUCCACUGAGCUUAAAGAUGCAUCUACCUUGCUUCUGGAUGAUGAUGAUGUGAAGAAAUCGAAGGACCGAGGCUGCUCUGAUAAAAAAGAAGGACAACAGAGAGUUCUUUGAUUCAUUGUUACAAAUGGACAGAAAGUAAAAUGGGUCCAGUUAAUAGCUUGUAUCGAUUUUUUAAAGCUACUGUUGUCAGGAACUUUUAAGAGCACUUAGUCUGUUUUUCUUCUCCGUUUGAAAUGUAAGCCAUAUGCAAUGACUCUGAGAGCUCAAAGCUUCUUUUAUUCCAUGGCCCUUGGUCUUUGGCCAACUUUUAUUCAGGUAUGCUGUAAAAGGUCUGAAGGUGUUUUCAUUCACGGUCAAACUGUAAGCUUGCAUGUUUGUACUUCUACCUUUUUAAACAUUUGAUAUUGUUUGAUAGUACAAGUGCUGUUUAAUAGCAGAUCAAAUAAAGACAACUUCCUAAUACCACCACCCAGGCUAUAUUGGAUGUAACAUUUAGAGCAACUGUGUUCCCCUAAUAACUCACCAAUUGUGUAAAAACAUUUUUUUUUAUGUUGUUUAUUAUAUGCAUAAUUAUUGUUCAGACUGUGGCCUGAAUAAUAGUUGUUGUUGAUAAUGACAUGUAUUAUAGUAGUGUUCUUUAUUCUUCAGAAUGCAAUCACAGCUAUACAAAUCCUGCUGUGAUGACAUUAAAUGAUUAUCCAGGUUUUAGGAUACAAUUAUAAUGCAAAUGAGUGGGGGCUCACAGCUUAAAUAUGCAUACAAAUAACAUAUUCAAGCAGAAUACAGAACACUAGGUCUAUGCUAUAAAAGCAUUUGUUCAGGACAAUGUUAAUACUAAACAUAGCUUCACCAUUCUACUUUACACCUUUCAAAUACAUUUUCAAAAAGCAACU
Hypomesus transpacificus is the source of this 2439-nucleotide messenger RNA. RefSeq names its product pannexin 1b (gene panx1b). Gene Ontology annotation, molecular function: channel activity. The coding region runs from base 368 to 1657 and encodes 429 amino acids. The transcript has 6 exons. The record is from RefSeq and is a predicted model, not a curated record. Gene Ontology annotation, biological process: monoatomic cation transport; positive regulation of interleukin-1 production. NCBI's taxonomy places the organism in Eukaryota, Metazoa, Chordata, Actinopteri, Osmeriformes, Osmeridae.